This is a messenger RNA of Vitrella brassicaformis, 2580 nucleotides long. Lineage: Eukaryota; Vitrellaceae. The record is from the annotation of a GenBank genome assembly.
CACUAGUGAAGUUGAGACAAAUAUAUAUACGUGCUGGUUGUCUUGGGCUGGCUGCGUGUUUCUCUCGGGCUGGCUGUGUAUCAGACCGCAGGAGCGAAGGGGUUACAUCGUGUGACAACGAUCCGUCGCGCUGUCACAUCUGUCACCCCUCACCCCCGAAAGCAUGACCCACAGACGCAAAAGGCCUUACACAUGGGACGCACACUUACUUGCGUAGGCAGGAAAACCAGAGGCAUGAAAACGCCCUUGACUGUUCUCUCCGUCAGAAUACUGACGUCGCUUUCUCGUCGUAUGUCUCUGUAGGGGUCUGCCUGUGAGGGUGUGUGCGAUGCAUCAAUGCUUGGUGUCCGGCUGACCGGCGGACACCCAGCAGCAUUGCAUUGCCAGCACCCAUGUCAGUAAACCCCCCGCGCAGACAACGAUGGCGCUACUACAGGAGGAAUCGGUCAGAGGAUAUAUGGCGAAGGGGGAAAACAGAGCCAUGUACUGUCUGUCUGUCUGUCUGUUCUCACACAAAGGGAAGGAGGAAGGAUGGAUGCAGCCAGCCAGCAGCAUCGGUCAUCUGGCAUGGCAGAGAGCGGGAAUGUAGUCAGUCAGUGAGUGAGUGAGCGAGUCGCGUCCGGUCCGCACGGCAGCGGACAGACAGACAGACAGACAGACGUACUUACUGCUCUCAGAUAGAGAUGUGUGUAUUGUAUGUAUACAGACACACGUACGUACGUACGUACGUAUACAUCAAUACACCGAUCAUAGGUAUACACACACAACAACACCAAGCAUGGACGGACGGAUGGAUGGAUCCACGCAGUCAGUUUGUUAGUUAAAGAGAGAGUGAGUAGAUGAUACAGGCAGGCAGGCAGGCAAGGAAGGAAUGAAGGAAGGAGAGGUAGAAGCGGGGCCAUGCACGAAUGCAGCGAAUUGAGUCAGUCAGUCAGUCUCUCUUUCCCUCUCCCGCAAAAUCGACAAUCGACAUCUGUCGAGUCGUGCGUGUCGCGUCGUCCACACAUACAUAGGGCACUCGUGUGUGCCUGCGAUGCGAUGCCUGGCAUACAAAUAUCUCAUACACCACACCAUUGCAUACAUAACAAACACAUCGACGAACGGCAAACACGCACGCACUCAUCGACCGACCGACCGACCAUGCACACACACACACUCACAUCCGUACACAAGUACGUCCGUCCGCACGGACCUUGCUGGGUGGAAAGCAACAAAAAGCACGACGAAAACCAUACACACAUCACACUCACACACACAUGCAUUGCCUCACUCCAUGCGCACGAGCCAAUGCCAGGGCUUCCUCUUCAUGGCCAGGUACUUGGACCGGUAGUUGAGCCACCAGGGGCCCCACUCUCCUGCAGCCGCGCACCCACACGAACAGAGACCAUCACGCCGUACCACAGUGAGUUUCUGUGCGCCUCACUGCACUGCCUCACUGACCGACGACGAAUCCGAAUGUCGAGUAGAUCCACAGAAGCGUGGCCACGGUCCCCAGCAGGAAGGACCCAGGCAGCGGCCAUGCGUACGACGCCACCAGCCACCGCACCAGCGGGAUCAGCCGGUAGGCGUUGAACCACACAGUGGCGAAGAACAUGGCCGACCGCCCGAUGCCCAGCUUGGUGAGGCUCUCGAGCGCUAUCUGCGCCGAGAAGACGAACACGUGCGGCGCCAGGAUGCCCGCCAGCUUGUCUUGCGGCCCUUUGAUGAUCAGUGAGAGAGGGAUGAGGACGGUGAAGAGCAGCUCGAAUGGCGAGAGGGCGUAGAAGCGCUUGGCGAUGUGCGAGGGGAUGGGGGGGAGGUGCUUGGUGGGGAGGAGCUUCUCGAAGGUGCGGCCGCCCGCCUGCAGCACGAAGUGGGAGCUGAUGACGAACACCAGGUCCUCCACCGGUAGGUCCUGGCUCCACGAUAUCACACCUGGCACGCACCGACAGACAAAAGAGCAACCAACACUGUUGCUUCACCGUGGCGCUCUCGACUCAAUGACUCAGUGACCAACCAACCGGCAAGGAUAUAGAAGAGGAUGCCCAACGUGCCCAUCCUCAGCUUGGCCUUGGUCUCCUGGUCCAUGGGCGGCGCAUUCGGGAAGACGGUCGCUAUGACCGACUUGCUCUUCUUGGUCCUGCACCUUUGCCGCCUCCUGAACUUGCCGCCUCCGCUAAAAAUGCCCCCCCGCCGCUUCUUGUUGCCGCUGUUGGGGUUGUUCUUCCUCACCCCCCUCACCGACGGCAGCCCCCACUUGAUCCGCAUCCCCUUGCCCUUCAACCACCCCUUCUUGGCCUGCUUCGCCGACGCCGUUUUGUCCAAAAUGAACGUCACCACGGCGUCCUUGGUCUUGGUCAGGCCCGACUUGCGAAGCGGCACGAAAGACGGCGGCCAGCUGGCCGAUUUCGCCGGCAUUUUCCGCGCCACCUGCGAGCGCUUCAGCGGCCAGACGGUUGCAGGGGAGGGGCGGGAAACCGCUGGGGUCGCCAUGAGGGCGAGAAGCAGGAGGGCAGCGAGAAGGGUGAGUGCGGCAGAGAUCAUGAGUGGCUGGAGAGGCGAUCUGGCCCUGGCAGGGCCACGCAUCUGCAUGGCGGGAUC